CUUCUUAUCUUUUAUCUCUCUCUCUGUGUUCCUGUUCCCGUUUCUAGCCUUCAAUUCAAUUCAACCUCACAUCCAUGCCGGGUCUCGCCGUCAAGUCUCCCCCCGAUGCCCCUCCCCUCCGUAUCUCACUUCCCGAACAACAACAACAACAACAACCAUCAUCCACUUCCAUUCCUCCCCGCACCCCCAAUAAAAAGCUCCUUCCUUCUCCCUCUCCUUCCCGAUCUAAACCCUCUCCUGCUCGCUCUUCCAAAAAGCCCCCACCUGAUGAUGAUUCCUCCCUCGACAACCCCGAUCUCGGUCCCUUCUUGCUCAAGCUCGCCCGCGAUACCAUUGCUUCCGGUGAGGGUCCUACUAAGGCUCUGGAUUAUGCCAUUCGGGCUGCUAAAUCAUUUGAGAAGUGUCAGCUCGAUGACCAACCCAGCUUGGAUCUCGUCAUGAGCUUGCACGUGCUCGCCGCCAUCUACUGCAGCUUGGGCAGGUUCGACGAGGCCGUGCCAGUUCUGGAGCGGGCAAUUCAGGUGCCUGACAUAAGUCGGGGGCCGGAUCAUGCACUUGCGGCGUUUUCGGGGAAUAUGCAGCUGGGGGAUACCUACUCCAUGCUUGGACAGGUGGACAAGUCUAUUGCCUGUUAUGAGGAAGGCCUCAAGAUUCAGAUCCAGACACUCGGAGAGACCGAUCCCAGAGUUGGCGAGACUUGCAGGUACUUGUCUGAGGCCCAUGUUCAAGCAAUGCAAUUUGAUAAAGCAGAAGAAUUGUGCAAGAAAACUCUUGAAAUUCAUCGUGCCCACAGUGAACCAGCAUCUCUUGAAGAGGCAGCUGACCGCCGCCUGAUGGCCCUCAUAUGUGAGGCAAAGGGUGAUUAUGAAGCGGCACUUGAACACCUUGUCCUUGCCAGCAUGGCAAUGAUUGCAAAUGGACAGGAGAAUGAGGUUGCUGCUAUUGACCUUAGCAUCGGCAACAUUUAUAUGUCUCUAUGUCGCUUUGACGAAGCUGUCUUCUCCUAUCAGAAGGCACUUACGGUAUUCAAAUCAUCAAAGGGGGACAACCACCCUUCAGUUGCCUCUGUCUUUGUACGCCUUGCUGACCUAUACCAGAGGACAGGAAAGCUCAGAGAGUCAAAGUCAUAUUGUGAAAAUGCUCUGCGGAUAUACACAAAACCUGUGCCUGGAACCACAGCAGAAGAGAUUGCUAGUGGCUUAACAGAAAUCUCAGCCAUAUAUGAGUCUGUGGAUGAGCCUGAGGAGGCACUGAAGCUCUUGCAGAAGGCAAUGAAGUUAUUGGAGGAUAAACCAGGACAGCAAAGCACCAUUGCUGGAAUUGAAGCACGAAUGGGGGUGAUGUUUUACAUGAUAGGGAAGUAUGAGGAAGCACGGGCCUCUUUUGAGAGUGCUGUGGCAAAACUUCGAGUUAGUGGGGAGAGGAAAUCAGCUUUCUUUGGAGUUGUGUUGAACCAGAUGGGAUUGGCUUGUGUACAGUUAUUCAAGAUUGAUGAGGCUGCUGAGCUGUUUGAAGAGUCAAGAAGGAUACUAGAGCAGGAGUGUGGUCCAUGUCAUCACGAUACCCUUGGAGUAUAUAGCAAUCUUGCUGCAACUUAUGAUGCUAUGGGCAGGGUUGAAGAUGCAAUUGAGAUCUUGGAGAAUGUUCUGAAAUUGAGAGAGGAAAAGCUUGGAACUGCAAAUCCUGAUUUUGAAGAUGAAAAGAGUAGGCUGGCUGAGCUUCUGAAAGAAGCAGGCAGGGCCAGAAACAGAAAGGCAAAAUCACUGGAAAAUCUCAUUGAUCCCAACUCAAGGAGGAUGAAGAAGGAUUCGACAAAGAAAUGGGGGUUUAGACUUUGAAAGCAAUCUACCGACGACAUAUCUAUUCACUUUUCAACACAUGCAGUGCACAUUAUGUAACAUAGAAAAUGAUGUAUAGUGUCAAGAGCUGGUAAUUGCGUGAGGUUUCCUUAUUUUUCGAGAGAUGAAAUCCUCAUUUUUAUUUUUAUUCCUGUUGUCAAUUGUUUUGUCAAUUGUUUUCUUUUGUUUUUUUCUUUUAAAUGUCUGAUGUGCUGUUGAAAUUUGGAAAAGAAACUCUUGUUUUGAUUGAAUGAAGUUGAUGAUGACUU
Rubroshorea leprosula is the source of this 2107-nucleotide messenger RNA. The record is from the annotation of a GenBank genome assembly. NCBI's taxonomy places the organism in Eukaryota, Viridiplantae, Streptophyta, Magnoliopsida, Malvales, Dipterocarpaceae.